GGCGGGGGCCGGGCGAGGGAGGGGGCUGGCCCCGGCCGCCCCACUCUGCAGUUGUCUCCCGAGCGCUGGCUGCGCCGCCCGAGCCGCUGGGCCGGGGAAGCAGUGGCCGUUCGCUCCCGGGCCGGCUCCUCCAGGCGCUCGCAGGCAUGCAGCCCGGGAGCAGGAGGCGCGCCCCGGGCCGCUGCUGAGCCGGCCGGGGCGGCGGGGACCAGCGCCAGCAGAGCCCCUCCCACCUUGCCCCGGGGCAGACGAGCGGCGCCCCGACACCCCCUCUUCUCCCGCAGCCCCGCCAGCGCCACCCCCCGCGGGCUGCAGGGGCUCAUGCAGCCGCCAAGGGAGAGGCUAGUGGUAACAGGCCGAGCUGGAUGGAUGGGUAUGGGGAGAGGGGCAGGACGUUCAGCCCUGGGAUUUUGGCCGACCCUCGCCUUCCUUCUCUGCAGCUUCCCCGCAGCCACCUCCCCGUGCAAGAUCCUCAAGUGCAACUCUGAGUUCUGGAGCGCCACGUCGGGCAGCCACGCCCCAGCCUCGGACGACACCCCCGAGUUCUGCGCAGCCUUGCGCAGCUACGCCCUGUGCACACGGCGGACAGCCCGCACCUGCCGGGGUGACCUGGCCUACCACUCGGCCGUCCAUGGCAUAGAGGACCUCAUGAGCCAGCACAACUGCUCCAAGGAUGGCCCCACCUCGCAGCCACGCCUGCGCACGCUCCCGCCAGCCGGAGACAGCCAGGAGCGCUCGGACAGCCCCGAGAUCUGCCAUUAUGAGAAGAGCUUUCACAAGCACUCAGCCACCCCCAACUACACUCACUGUGGCCUCUUCGGGGACCCGCACCUCAGGACUUUCACAGACCGCUUCCAGACCUGCAAGGUACAGGGCGCCUGGCCGCUCAUCGACAAUAAUUACCUGAACGUGCAGGUCACCAACACACCUGUGCUGCCCGGCUCAGCAGCCACUGCCACCAGCAAGCUCACCAUCAUCUUCAAGAAUUUCCAGGAGUGCGUGGACCAGAAGGUGUACCAGGCUGAGAUGGACGAGCUCCCAGCUGCCUUCGUGGAUGGCUCUAAGAACGGUGGGGACAAGCAUGGGGCCAACAGCCUGAAGAUCACUGAGAAGGUGUCAGGCCAGCACGUGGAGAUCCAGGCCAAGUACAUCGGCACCACCAUCGUGGUGCGCCAGGUGGGCCGCUACCUGACCUUUGCUGUCCGCAUGCCGGAGGAAGUGGUCAAUGCUGUGGAGGACUGGGACAGCCAGGGCCUCUACCUCUGCCUGCGGGGCUGCCCCCUCAACCAGCAGAUCGACUUCCAGGCCUUCCACACCAAUACUGAGGGCACCGGCGCCCACAGGCUGGCAGCUGCCAGCCCUGCACCCACAGCUCCUGAGACCUUCCCAUAUGAGACAGCCGUGGCCAAGUGCAAGGAGAAGCUGCCAGUGGAGGACCUGUACUACCAGGCCUGCGUCUUCGACCUCCUCACCACGGGUGAUGUGAACUUCACACUGGCCGCCUACUACGCCUUGGAGGAUGUCAAGAUGCUCCACUCCAACAAAGACAAACUGCACCUGUACGAGAGGACUCAGGACCUGCCGGGCAGGGCGGCUGCAGGGCUGCCCCUGGCCCCUCAGCCUCUCCUGGGUGCCCUCAUCCUGCUCCUGGCCCUGCUCCUGGUGUUCUGCUAGAUGCGUAGAUGUGGAGGGAGGCACAGGCUCUGUCCCCUCAGCUUCCCCAUCUGGGCUGGGACCGCCAACAGGGUGCAGAUCUCCUGGCAUGUCCCCCAUGGCCCCACAGAACGCCAGGGACUGCCUGCUGCCAAGGGCUCAGGCAUGGACCCCUCCCCCUCUAGUGCACGUGACAAGGUUGUGGUGACUGGUGCCGUGAUGUUUGUGACAGUAGAGCUGUGUGAGAGGGAGAGCAGCUCCCCUCGCCCCGCCCCCGCAGUGUGAAUGUGCAAAACAGCCCCUCAGACUGAAGCCCCCCGCCCCCACCAGAGAGACACUGGGAACCGUCAGUCAGCUCCUUCUCGCAAUGCACUGAAAGGCCCGGCCGACUGCUGCUCGCUGAUCCGUGGGGCCCCCUAUGCCCGCCACAUGCACGCACACACUCUUACACGAGAGCACACUCGAAACCCCUAGGCCAGCGGGGUCACCCCAGCCACACAGGCAUCCUUGGGGCUCGGCCCCAGGCAGGGCACCCCUGGGGCGCUGCUUGGCACCUUAGCGGACUGAUGGAAGCUUUUGGCCAGUAGGUGGUGCCCACCUGGUGCCUUCUUGCCUGUGGCCUCCCUGCCCAUGCUCACCUGGCUGCUGUGGGUACCAGUGCAGGUCCUGGUUUUCAGGCACCUGCUCAGCUGCCCAUCUUUGACCUGGGCCCCCGCCCCUUCCACCCUGUGCUUAGAGAGUUGAAGUGCAUGGUUCUAAAUGUCUAAACAGAGAAGAGAUCCUUGACUUCUGUUCCUCUCUCCCUUCUGCAGAUGCAAGAGCUCCUAGGCAGGGGAGCCUGGGCCCCAGGGUGUGGCAGGAGACCCAGUGGAUGGGGCCAGCUGGCCUGCCCUGAUCCUCUGCUUCCUCCUCACAACCCCAAGAGCCCCCACCCAGUCCACCCACGUGUGGAGUCUGGGGAGAGGAGCAGGGUCUUAGGCUUCUCAGCCCUGAGCAUCCCUGGCAGGGUCUCCAACCUCUAAUCUCUUCCCUUAAGCCCUGUGGCCACACAGCCAGGAGAGACUUGCCACUGGCUCCCGCCUCAUUUCAGCCCAGGGUGCUCAUCCAGGAGCCCAGAACAGUCCCACCUGUGCUGCUGUGCCCACAGCACAAAGCCAGGCUUCGCUCCCAAAAGUGCAGCCAGGCCCCAGAGGGUGAUCCCGCCAGCAACCUUACAGCCCCACACCCUCCCCACCCAUCAGCAUCCACGGCAGCCCCUCUGCUGUUCCCCAGGGACCUCUCAUACACUGGCCAGGAGGCUGCAGAACAUGUGUCUCCCCCUCCCUCCAAGAGGUCCUGCUCCCUCUGCCAGAACCAUGUGGGCGGUGGGAAGGUGCUGGGGGCCCGGCCCCUCCCUCUCCCUGCUGGUUUUAGAUGGUCCCUAUGUUGGAAGUAAAAAGUGAAGCACUUUAUUUUGGUUGUGUUUGCUCACGUUCUGCUUGGAAGUGGGGACCCCUCACUGCGUCCACGUGUCUGCGACCUGUGUGGAGUGUCACCGCGUGUACAUACUGUAAAUUAUUUAUUAAUGGCUAAAUGCAAGUAAAGGUUUUUUUUUGUUAUUU
This is a messenger RNA of Rhinopithecus roxellana (golden snub-nosed monkey), 3254 nucleotides long. It is a transcript of the gene RGMA, whose product is annotated as repulsive guidance molecule BMP co-receptor a. Gene Ontology annotation, cellular component: plasma membrane. Gene Ontology annotation, molecular function: coreceptor activity. The transcript has 4 exons. The record is from RefSeq and is a predicted model, not a curated record. Gene Ontology annotation, biological process: BMP signaling pathway. NCBI's taxonomy places the organism in Eukaryota, Metazoa, Chordata, Mammalia, Primates, Cercopithecidae. The coding region runs from base 322 to 1674 and encodes 450 amino acids.